AUGCCGGAAUUCCGGAAUUCAGAAAUGCCGGAAUUCCGGAAUUUAGAAAUUCAGAAAUUCAGAAAUUCAGAAAUUCAGAAAUUCAGAAAUUCAGAAAUUCGGGAAUUCAGAAAUUCAGAAAUUCAGAAAUUCGGGAAUUCAGAAACUCAGAAAUUCAGAAAUUCGGAAAUUCCGGAAUUUAGAAAUUCAGAAAUUCAGAAAUUCAGAAAUUCAGAAAUUCAGAAAUUCAGAAAUUCGGGAAUUCAGAAACUCAGAAAUUCAGAAAUUCGGAAAUUCGGAAAUUCAGAAAGUCAGAAAUUCAGAAAUUCCGGAAUUCAGAAAUUCAGAAAUUCAGAAAUUCGGGAAUUCAGAAACUCAGAAAUUCAGAAAUUCGGAAAUUCGGAAAUUCAGAAAGUCAGAAAUUCAGAAAUUCCGGAAUUCAGAAAUUCAGAAAUUCAGAAAUUCAGAAAUUCAGAAAUUCGGGAAUUCAGAAACUCAGAAAUUCAGAAAUUCGGAAAUUCGGAAAUUCAGAAAGUCAGAAAUUCAGAAAUUCCGGAAUUCAGAAAUUCAGAAAUUCAGAAAUUCGGAAAUUCGGAAAUUCAGAAAUUCAAAAAUUCAGAAAUUCUAAAAUUCAGAAAUUCAGAAAUGCCGGAAUUCCGGAAUUCAGAAAUUCAGAAAUUCCGGAAUUCAGAAAUUCAGAAAUUCAGAAAUGCCGGAAUUCCGGAAUUCAGAAAUUCAGAAAUUCCGGAAUUCAGAAAUUCAGAAAUUCAGAAAUUCUGGAAUUCAGAAAUUCAGAAAUUCAGAAAUUCAGAAAUUCGGGAAUUCGGAAAUUCAAAAAUUCAGAUUCAAAGAAUCUGA
This is a messenger RNA of Caenorhabditis briggsae, 837 nucleotides long. NCBI's taxonomy places the organism in Eukaryota, Metazoa, Nematoda, Chromadorea, Rhabditida, Rhabditidae. The record is from RefSeq and is a predicted model, not a curated record. The transcript has a single exon. The coding region runs from base 1 to 837 and encodes 278 amino acids.